This is a messenger RNA of Aspergillus japonicus CBS 114.51, 672 nucleotides long. RefSeq lists its product as uncharacterized. Lineage: Eukaryota; Fungi; Ascomycota; Eurotiomycetes; Eurotiales; Aspergillaceae. The record is from RefSeq and is a predicted model, not a curated record. Bases 1 to 672 code for a protein of 223 amino acids. The transcript is spliced from 3 exons.
AUGGCAUCCAGGCCAUAUGAACAGCCUCUCUUGGAACAUGAGCACCUGGAAGAUACCUCACCGUCCACUAUGAGAAUAGCCGGUCAUCCGGACUACAAAGACGAUGUCUUCUAUGUUUGUCAGCCUGGGACACAGAAUGAUCUCUCGAAGGACGGACAGUGGACGACAGAUAUCAGCGAGGCGCUGCACGUCCAGCUCAAUCCGGGAGACGAUCAAGUGACUCAUACUUCCGACACCACUACUACCAUCACCGCCAUUAACAACAACUGCAACGCAACGGCCCGACCAUUGACUCCGCCUACAAGUAGUCUUGAGCAAGUCUUCAUUUCGGCCGACGGAAUAGAUCUCUACCAACCUGAUACCAGCUUCGUUCUCUAUGCCAUCAACAGCGGCUUCCGCAACUCCGGGGACGCGCAAAACUUCGGAGGCGAGCUGGCCUUCCGAGGUGGCCGUACAACUAUGGAGCUCGAUUCCAGCUGUCUUCCUAGACCCGAAUCCGUUCGAACGAAGGGGGAUACCUGGUUCGAAGAGCCUGCGGAUCACGAUGAUUGGGCUUUGAUGCCGGUUCCGCGGGGGCUGCCGAGUAUGUUUGUCUUGUGGAACGGGAAUUGGUACUACGCGAUCAGUUACCUGAAGGCGAGCUUCGCUGACGGAGCGGGUGAGGACGAUUGA